Ostrea edulis (European flat oyster) is the source of this 4483-nucleotide messenger RNA. RefSeq lists its product as uncharacterized. NCBI's taxonomy places the organism in Eukaryota, Metazoa, Mollusca, Bivalvia, Ostreida, Ostreidae. The transcript has 5 exons. The record is from RefSeq and is a predicted model, not a curated record. Gene Ontology annotation, cellular component: plasma membrane. Gene Ontology annotation, biological process: phosphatidylserine exposure on apoptotic cell surface; apoptotic process involved in development; engulfment of apoptotic cell. The coding region runs from base 336 to 1595 and encodes 419 amino acids.
CUUUCGGGGACUUAACAGUAUACCCCUUCCUAAUUUUUAAAAAGGCUUUUAAGUAGGAAUUUUAAGAUAUCUUAAAGUUGAAACUGUUUGUAAUUCAACCGACCUCCUGCUGUGUAGAUCAAGGUACUUUAAUGUAGAACUAUUGUGAAAACGACUAUUACUAGUAUGUCAAGAUCAUCGCGAUUCCUUUGGGAUUUACUGUCCACUUCCAAAUGUUGUUAACUAUCCAUUACAUAACGGAGAGUCUACAACAGACAGAGCUGUAAACUUCAACAUUUUUAGGAAAAUAUUUUUCCUAUUUCCAAUCGACUACGUAAAAGUUUCAACAGCUAAACAUGGCAGUUGGGAAUACGACUUCUCAGAAUUGCACAGAUUUAUGGAACGCUGACUACGAUGAAAUUAUUCUUCUAUCACAAAUUGUAGGUGCUACAUGCUUUGCCUCAUUCAUAGUGGCAGGAAUCAUAUAUUGUUAUAAAGACGCUUCGUAUGCCUUUACUUUGAAAAAAGGAGAACUUCAUUGUUUACUGGAAAUCAUAUCAAUUAUUGCAUUUGUUUACGACCUUUCAUCGGAUGUAUUUUUGAGCUUACAAUACUAUAAAGAAGGGAACUCUACAUAUUUCGUGCUGACGACGAUAUUUAUCAUUGCACCUGUAUUCUUCAGUUACAUUGCUAUAGUUGCUUUAGUUGCAAGCAAAUCGAUCAAUAUGUCGAAACCUGAAUGGUGUGCAUCAAUGAUGGUUGUUGUUACAUUGGGACCCAUUGCGGCUAUUUUUGGACAUCUAUUGGUACUAAUCUACAGUCUAGGACGAGGACCAGAUGAACGCUUACCUAUACAACUUUCACCCGCCAUUCACGGUAUGUUGGAAGUGAAUUUUGAGGCAGUACCACAACUUCUACUUCAGAUCUACAUCAACGUGAAUACAUUGGCCUGUGAUGAAAAUGACAUCAAAACAAGGCUCCUCCGAUAUGUUGCAGUUGGUGGAUCAGCUUUUGACAUUAUUGUAGCAAUGUAUGUCUACAAAAAUUAUGUAGCCGAACGGUUAUCAUCCAGUGAAGAAAUUGAAUUCAAAGUAAAAUUUGCAUCAUUUUUGAAGAAAUUAUUUUUGAUUGGAGCAAGACUGGUCAUUUUCGCACUUUUCUUAUCAGAGUUCACAGAUUGGUUUUACAUGUUUGCGGGGUAUAGGUUUUUAAUUUGUGUCAUCUUGUCUUUCAUCAAACUUUGCUUUAGAAUAGAGACACGAGCGGAGGAAGAUGUGUCAUUUAUAAAACGUUCUUUGAUAUCAAUCAUAGAUGCAUUUUUGAAUUUGUUCAUUGUUGUGAAAUUUUCAGAUUAUAAGGGCAGCUACCUGCCAUUAAAGUGUGCGUCGUAUAUAUUUAUAUACUGUGAGAACAUUGUUCUCUUCACCAUUUGGAUACUCCUUACACAAUACAAUGAUACGUGGUACUAUUGGCCAAGUAUAGGCUUAAUCGUAGCUUUCAGUGUAUGUAAUGUUUUGUGUGAACUAUUAUAUUUCAAAUGUAAGCAUAAAAACAGAGUAGGUAACGAUGAAAACCCUGGAAAUCGUCAAUCCAAGCACUGGCCAUUUAGUCCAUGAUGCGUACUACUAUACCAGAUGAUGCGUAAUACUAUACCAGAUGAAUCGUUCCGCCCUUGAGUACAAUCAGUCCAUAUCCACUUUAAACGUUACUUUUUAACCGUUCAGCAUUACCUUUCCAGGCCAAAACGUUCCGUUUCCGGCAAUAAAACGUUUCAUGCUCAUUGGAAACCGUUCGGUCUUGAUCCUGCAUGGUUAUUGGAACCCACCUAUCGUCCUUACGUCAUGACUAUCAGUAGGGAUAGGGAAAAUAAAUCAAAACAUCAGAUGGCUCUACAACGCUGGGUUUUCAAGUUUUAAGAUCUGUAACUAUUUACAUGCAACGUAUCAAGUCACCAAGAAUACGAGAAGUGCUUAACAUACUUCAUGUGCAAAUUAUAUCAUUCAUUGGUUAACUAUUUGUUUUAAUUACGUAAAGCAGCAUAGUGUCUUAAAGUAGAAAAAAAAUGUGUCCAACGUUCUGCGGUUUUUUUUUGGGGGGGGGGGGCGUCCGCUAUUCUUGUUAAUUUACUUUGAUAUAAGAAAUGUAGUUUAGUUUUGUUUGCUUGAUAGCAGACAGGCACAUGUUUCAUGCCGAUAACAAUAAAAAAAUCAAUCCAGUCAGCCCAACCUCACAUCGUGACUUCCUAAUUUGCUGUAUUGUUGAUAUGUCAUCGUGACUUCCUAAUUUGCUGCAUUGUUGAUAUCAUCCAUGGGUUGUUUUACUUCAGAGCUUGUCUCUAGAAGUCUAUGUGUUAAGAUACAACUUGAUGGAUGUAGUAUGAGGUUUAAAAUAAACAGCAUUAUUUAUAAUUCUUAAUCAUGUCCAUUUUCUAAAUUGUCAUUUUGAAUAGCAUGCUGAAAUAUAGUAUUUUUGUAUACAUCAUAGACCGAUCGUUUGAUAAGCAAUCAUUACUAUCUACUGGGUACUUAUUAAGAAAAAAAAAGAAAGAUGUCGAGAAAGUUCAACUAAUAUAUAUAGGACAGACAUGAAAAAAAAUAGGUAAGGUGCACUUUUUAUUCCCCAUAACAGUUGUACUAAUAUUUGAAACAAAUUAAAUUUUAAAUAAAAUUAAUAUCUCAAAACAUUAUCAAUGAUCCGCGCAUUAACUAAUUACAUGUUUCGAAAGAUUUUGAUUCUUUUUACACCAAUGCAUGUUUACGCAAAUUCAAAUAUUUUAGAGCCGUAGAUUGUACAGUUACGUGAUAAUAGAUAACCCUCAACAGAAAUAACACUAAAGGAUUUUAAAAAUGUUCCCGGUUGUCAAUAUUGGUCCAUGAUUUUGCUUUCCUAAUUAUCUUUACACUAGUAGGAAUUUAUAUGCCAUAUGUUGAAAAGAACGUACGAACAACUAUAAUAUGGGUUAGACGCACAGAAAACAAUUGUAAUUUUUCAGAGUUGAAAUUGACACAUAUUUUGUAGAAAAUUAAUUUGCUGAAAAAGUACGUAGGUAUUCAACCUGGUAAAUUGGUUUGAAUAGAAUUAAAUUCGAGGCAAAAAUUGUCCUCCCCACUUGCCCCAAUUAUUCCAUUCACAAACCAAACUUUGUUUAACUCUCGAUAAGUACCCUUCCAUUCUUGUUCAAACUGUUCAACAUAUGUACAACGUUCCACUGGUGUAGUAGUCCGCUUCAGUGUCUGCAAAGGCAAAUAAAUAAUGUACAAAAUAAAUCCUUAGAAAAUUGUAUGUCUUUUUGAAAACUGACGUUUAAACGAUUACAAUUUCAAAAGCAUACAUUAAUGAAAGUAUGCAAUUCCCCCUGCUGAUCACACAUGGUAUUUCAUUUUUGGCGCCACUUGCUUAACUGUUGAGAUUACUUGCGCUUACGCAACAAUUCAAUGUUGUUUGCCAUUUUAUAGAUACUGAUUGAUUGAGCAAUCCAUCUCCUAAUACAUUACCCUUUUACUUUGUGAAUGUUUGAAUCCUGUUUUGUCAUCUCCUGUAUGUUGUUUUUAUCAUCCUGGAUUGUUGUGUUCUUUAUACCCUUUUUGAACAGUUUGUGUACAUCGUUACAGGUGCUUCGGAAGCACCCCGUCUUUGACACGAGAGUUUUAUAGCUAUAUGUAUAGAACUACAUGUUGCCUUAACUUUAUUUUGUUAUCAACAUUCACUCUACUCACAUCACUCUGUGUAUGUCAUCUAUCGUCAUGGAUGCAUGUAUAACUGUUGUGUUAUUGUAUGGCCUUGGCCUACGUAUACAUAUUAUAUAAUCCCAUGUUUGCUGGUUAUUUAAUACAAUUAUUAUGCAAUAAUGGAUCAUUAUAAUUCCUUAGACAGUCAUGUACAUUAUUGUCAAAGGAGCAAUAACUAUCGACAAAGAAAUAGUGUUGAAUGAGAAUUGGAUGACCUAGUGAAGCUAACAGUUUGAAGUGUAAAUCACAUCGUUAUAUACCGACACUAAAGCGGUGGAUUUAUCUUCAUGUCAGAGAGGUGGACUAGUACUUUGAUGUGGAAUAUAAUGUAAAGGAUUGUAUAUCAUCAAUACACCCUUGUUAAAUAUGAUAUCUCUCUCAUUUCCUUAGUAACAUUGAACAUGUUUGGAAAGUUUAUAUGAAAAAAAACCACACAAACAUUUGAUUUCCUAUCCUGUUGGCUAACCAAAAUAUGGAUUUUCUUUUUAAAGAAAGAAUGUUUAAUGGUUUGCUGUUUUAUAUUGAUUUGACGGCAUUUCAAACAUACAUGUAUGUCAUCGAUGAAGAUGUACAUGUAUAAGUGUACAAACAGUUUGACUGCUCUGAUAAACUUCUGUGACACAAAUCGCGACUGAGAGGAAUAAUGCACCAUGUACGUGGAUCCCGAGUAACAAUUCUAACUUUUAAUAUCUCUAUCAUCCAUUACCUUUCGCAUUAUGUUGUUUUCAUAUUUCCUUGUUUGACUGAACUUUUAAUUUAAAAAAAACCGUAUUCCA